GGGCCUACGGGGCAGGAGUGCUCUGGGCUGAAGCUGGGUAGGUGGAGUGUCAUUGGGCUCCCAGGAGCGGCUAAGGCGAGGGGCUUGGGAGCGGCCUGGGACUCGACACUGCCAUGGCUAGCGCGCUGGUUCGGAAAGCCGCGGACUAUGUCCGGAGCAAGGACUUCCGGGACUACCUUAUGAGUACGCACUUUUGGGGCCCAGUGGCCAACUGGGGCCUCCCAAUUGCUGCCAUCAAUGACAUGAAAAAGUCUCCAGAGAUUAUCAGUGGGCGGAUGACAUUCGCCCUCUGUUGCUAUUCUUUGACAUUCAUGAGAUUUGCCUACAAGGUACAGCCUCGAAAUUGGCUUCUGUUUGCGUGUCAUGCAACAAAUGAAGUAGCCCAGCUCAUUCAGGGAAGUCGGCUGAUCAAAUAUGAGAUGAGUAAGAAGGCAUCUGCUUAGCAAUGGGAAGAACCAGCUCUGUAAGGGACAGCACCCCAGCCACUGCUACCAACUCACAGAUUCCAUCAGCAUAAAUAGUCUUGCUAUGGAGAAAAUGCAGAAUGCUAUUUUUACUACCCAUACCACUUUUAUAGAAAAAGCUGAGAGUCCCUGAAUGAACUCUCUGCUGCCUUAUAAUACUGAAUAUUUUAUUUCUCUUCAUAGAGAGUAGCUCAAAAUAUGCAACUAAUUUAAUAAUUUCUGAUGAUGGUUUUAUCUCCAGUAAUAUAUUAUCUAUUAUUAGUGAAAAACUAAAGAGAACAAAAUUUUGUAACUAGUUACAGUUAAGUACUCAAAAUCCUUGCUGUUUUAUUGAAUGACCACAUGAUAUCCACUAGCUGACCACACAUCUAAAAAUCUGAUUUCCUUGUUUCAGAAGUAUCUGUGUAUUUUCAUGCAGUGUGUAUAUUGAGAUGCUGUAACUAUGGCAAUAAAUGAUUUAAAUAUUUGUUAUAUGAG
This is a messenger RNA of Octodon degus (degu), 941 nucleotides long. It is a transcript of the gene Mpc1, whose product is annotated as mitochondrial pyruvate carrier 1. Gene Ontology annotation, biological process: pyruvate import into mitochondria. Bases 114 to 443 code for a protein of 109 amino acids. The record is from RefSeq and is a predicted model, not a curated record. The transcript has 5 exons. Gene Ontology annotation, cellular component: mitochondrial inner membrane. NCBI's taxonomy places the organism in Eukaryota, Metazoa, Chordata, Mammalia, Rodentia, Octodontidae.